Molecule: messenger RNA, 1090 nt
Organism: Perca flavescens (yellow perch)
Lineage: Eukaryota; Metazoa; Chordata; Actinopteri; Perciformes; Percidae
Product: sterile alpha motif domain-containing protein 3
Exons: 7
Coding region: 263-1090 (275 amino acids)
Source: RefSeq, a predicted model, not a curated record
AGGAUCAUUUAAGAAGCAAGCCAAAUUCAACCAAUUUGUUCAGCAGUGGAAAGAAACCGUGACACUAACCCUUGAGCCUGUCCCGGUACAUUCAGAGAAGGCUACAGCGGAAUCAAGUCAUGCCAUCCCAUCAUCAGCCUUCCCAGCAGUUUUCAUCAUUCCUAAAUUUCCCAGAGAUGUUCAGACAAAGUUGGACCAAAAACCGCCAUGCAAAAUUGAGAGAUCCGAUCACUACAAAAUCAUAAGAACAUUGUAUGAAACCAUGGCCCUGAUCAAAAUGUUCCCGACCAAUGAUGACUAUGUGAAAGUGUGCAAGGCCCUGAUUUUGAAGUACCCUUUCUUAAAGGACAAAGAAGGCAAUGGUUAUCAUACCUGGCACAUGUCUCUCAAACGUAAGUUCAAAUAUGAGCGGCUGCCACUGAUAGAUGAUGAGGAGGUGAGAAGAAUGAAACUGAAAUUUGGUCAUCACAAAAAGCCUUUGCAACACAAAGAAAACACAAGCAAACGAGCCAAGACAUCAAAGGAGGUGGAUAUUAUUGGGGAGGAUGAUACCUCAGUAGCGAGCCAUGUGAAAGUCCUGCAGGACCAGUACCGGAAGACACAGCCAGAUGCCCGAAUGGUGGAGGAACGGAUGAUGAGGACAUUCGCUUGGAGAAGGCGAGAGAUUGCCAAUGGGAUGACUGUCGAAGAAGCCAUUAACAAAUAUCCAUUCCUUAAGAGUCCAUGCGGGGAAACAGUAGUGGGCGAGGAGGAGCAGGGGCCCAGUGAUGCUGUCAAUCCUCCUGAACCUCCGGAGAUGAAUGAACUAGUCGCAGUUAUUCGAUCUGCCUCAGAGGCUUCCCAAUGGAGGUACGUGAACGGUUACAUGAAUCCAGCAGAUUGUGUAUCAAGAGGCAUCACCGCAAGUCGCUUCAUGAGAGAUGAAGUCUGGUUGUCAGGGCCAGAGUUCCUCCGUCUCCCUGAGCCUCAGUGGCCUAAAGUUCCAGAUUUGUGCCUCACAGCCAGCGACCCUGAUGUGAAAGUACUUGCGGUAACGGUUACCACCAAGGAGGAUUGCACAGACACAGUCAACAAGUUGCUCACGUACUAG